Messenger RNA from Ophidiomyces ophidiicola, 606 nucleotides. RefSeq lists its product as uncharacterized. The transcript has 2 exons. Lineage: Eukaryota; Fungi; Ascomycota; Eurotiomycetes; Onygenales; Onygenaceae. The record is from RefSeq and is a predicted model, not a curated record. The coding region runs from base 1 to 606 and encodes 201 amino acids.
AUGUUCUCCGACUUCUUUUUCCUCAGCUGGAGGGUUGGCCAGCUUAUCACCCUGAUUCCGCCUAUAGGAAUGCUGGCCUGGUUCGUCGAUGGCUUUGUCAAGGCCAACAUGCUGACUCCGACGUACAUCCUCGUCAUGUUCAUUGUCACCGUCCUGGCCGGCGUGUGGGCACUCGAGACGCUGGUUCGCUUCUCCAGCACCAAGCGAUCGGCGAUAUUCGUCGCCUUUGUCGACCUGUGCUUCUUCGGCGCCUUUGUCGCCGCCGUGUACCUGCUGCGCGGCAUUAUCGACGAGAACUGCAACAACUUCUACCGCAGCCCCUUCUUGGCCACCCUGGGCCCGUUCGGCUUCUGGGGCCAGCGCUCGGGCAACCCGCUCAGCCAGGACCCCAAGAAGGUCUGCUCCAUGCUCAAGGCCACGUUUGCCUUCGGCAUCCUCAACACCAUGUCCUUCUUCUUCACCGCUGUGUUUGCGUACUUCAUGUUCAACCACGAACUGACCCACGGCGGCAAGCGGUCGCGCCGCGGCAGCCAUUCCAGUAGACGCGAGCGCCAUCACCACCGCCAUCGCAGUAGCUCCGCGCGGCGCACCGACUACCACGUCUAA